UUGGAGUCAGCCAAAGAAAGGAAAGACUAAACCGAGGGUUGUUCGCACGACGGAUUGGCCACAGAGCAAGGAAAGGCGUAGCGCAGGCAUGCCAGAGGGCUGAUCGUCUUCUGUCCGCGGCGAGCAGCCCGUGGGCGCGUCAGUCUCGCCAAGCGAGCAGCAAAGAAGCGCAGCGAGAGGAUGUGGCGACGCCGAGGCCUGCGGGACGCUCUGGUGCUGGGACGUGACGGCCUCGGUCUGCUGGUCGGCGCGCUAGCGAGCGGCGCCGCCGCUGCGGUCGUCUACGCUCUCGAGAGUGCGCCUUUGGAGGCGGCCCACGUGGCGGUUCGGCCGCCGGAGCAGCUGUGGAGUUUCCGUGGAGCCCUGUCGUCGCUCGACCACUCGGCCGUGCGACGCGGCUGGCAGGUCUACAAGGCCGUCUGCUCGGGGUGUCACAGCCUCCGUUACGUGUGCUACCGGCAACUGGUGGGCGUCUGCCUGACAGAGGGGGAGGCGCGCGAGGCCGCCGCCGAGCAGCAGGUGCGCGACGGCCCGGACCAGGCGGGCGAGUACUUCACGCGCAGCGGCAAGCUGCAGGACAGCGUGCCCGAGCCGUACCCCAACGAGGAGGCGGCCCGCGCGGCCAACGAGGGCGCGCUGCCCGUGGACCUCAGCUACGUGGUGAACGCGCGCCAUCACGGCCCCGACUACGUCUUCGGUCUGCUCACCGGCUACACCGAGCCGCCCGCCGGCGUCGAGCUGCGCGAGGGACAGGCCUACAACGUCUACUUCGACGGCGGCGCCCUCGGCAUGGGCGAGAUCCUGCAGGACGGCUUGGUGGAUUACGAGGACGGCACUCCCGCGACCAAGUCGCAGAUGGCCAAGGAUGUGGUCGAGUUCUUGAUGUGGACUUCCAAUCAGGAGUGGGAAGCGCGCAAGCUGCUGUGCUUCAGAGCUAUCAUCCUGUGCACUAUUCUGGGAGUCACCGUUUACUCGCUAUACAGACAGCGCAUGUCUCACAUCAAAAAUACGAAAAUCUGCUUUAUACCCAAAAGCAGGAACAAAUGUUAG
Messenger RNA from Phymastichus coffea, 1050 nucleotides. Its product is annotated as cytochrome c1, heme protein, mitochondrial-like. The transcript is spliced from 3 exons. Gene Ontology annotation, molecular function: heme binding; electron transfer activity. Bases 181 to 1050 code for a protein of 289 amino acids. The record is from RefSeq and is a predicted model, not a curated record. Gene Ontology annotation, biological process: mitochondrial electron transport, ubiquinol to cytochrome c. Lineage: Eukaryota; Metazoa; Arthropoda; Insecta; Hymenoptera; Eulophidae.